AUGUCCCGAGAAAGAAGAUCGACAAUCACGAUAGACCACCCAACGUCACGGUCGUCCAUCACAGACGGCGAAGACGAGUCGCAAUUCAGCGACGAGCGAAGCGACUCUCACGCGGACGAGGAGGACUGGUCGCAUGACGACGACAUAGACCCCAGUGACUCGGCCUCCGCGACAGCAGACUACCGCGCUCAACCCCAACGACCUCACAGUCGGGGCGCUGCGCGCAACCCACCACGCCAGCACAGCAUCCCCCGACAGCAAAGAUACCCCUACAGAGCGGCAGUGCCGCCACCACCACCACCACCAGAUCACAUGCAGACCAUGAGCAGCGACGCAUCUGAAGACUACAUGUACAGCCACCGAGGCCAGUACGCGCCUCCACAACACCAGGGAUAUUAUGGAGGAAGGGGUGGGUAUCCGCCGCCUCAGAGCCUCGCGAGCGGAUACGCACCUCCCCCGCACCAUGGCUACGGAGGGCAGAUGGUACCAUUUGCCUCAAAUCCCUUCAGUCCAAUGACACAGGGCGGAGGUACUGGCUACUUCCCGGAGCAGCGGCCGCCGUACGAUAUGAUGCCUUAUCAGCAGCCCGGAUACUUUGGCGGUGCGGGUCCUGUCGCUGCCCCAGCCUACGGGAUGCCACCACACCAUGUUGCGCAGUACAUGUACCCAUCACCGCCGCCUCCGCCGACCGAGGCACCGGGGCCGCCCAAGACUCCAGCGCCGGCAGAGGAGAAACCAAACCCUCAGAUGGAACUUAUGAAACAGCAAUUAGCGCUCCUCCAGGCCGAGCGCAAGGAACAAGAGGAGUCGGCUAAGCGGGCCGAAUUGGAGAAGAAGAUCAGAGAGGAUGCAGAGCAUGCGUUCAAGAUAAGAAUGGAGGAAAUGCAGCGGGCGCAGGAAGAGGCCAAGAAGGAAAUUGAGCUUGCCAAAAUCGCAGCCGAGAGGGCCGCCCGGGAGCGCAUCGAAGAAGAGCGCAAGGCCGAGGCUGAGCGCCAAAGGCAGCAUGCAGAGAUGAUGGCCAAGGCAGAACGUGACGCCAGAGAUCGUAUUGAGAAGGAGAGGAAAGAGGAAGCCGAGCGCGCACGCCAGCACGCCGAGGCUAUGGCAAAGGCUGAGCGUGAAGCCAAAGAGAAGUAUGAGGCUGCUCUCAAGGCCGAGGAGGAGCGCAAGGCACAGCAGGAGGAAGAGCGGAAAAGAGCGGAGGAAAAUGCCCGGCUUAAGAUCGAGGCUGAGGCGAAAGCCGCUGAAGAGGCAAAAAAGCUCGCCGAGAAGCAAGCUGCAGAGGAGGCCGAGCGCAAGAAGUUGUUCGAGGAGGAAACGAGAGUCAAGGCCGAGAAGGAGCUCCGGGACAAGAUUGAAGCCGCCAAGAAGGAAGAGGAGGAGAAGAAGACGGCGGAAGAAGCGGCCAAGCUUAAAUACGAGAACGAGGCUCGACUGAAGCUUGAGAAGGAGCGUCUCGACGCGGAAGAAGCCAAGAACAAGGAGGAAGCCGCCAAGAAAGCUCAAGAAGAACUUCUCAAGAAGAUUGAGGAGGAGGCCAAGGUCAAGGUGGCCGAGGAAGCGAGAAAAGCGGCCGGCGACGACAAGGAGCCCAUCAAGUUCAAGGACGCCGUGGGUAGGAAGUUCAACUUCCCUUGGAACCUUUGCUCGACGUGGAGUAGCAUGGAAGAUCUCAUCAAGCAAGCCUUUGCGCACGUCGAAGUUAUUGGCCCUCAUGUUCAAGAAGGCCACUACGACCUGAUGGGACCCGACGGCGAGAUAAUUCUGCCCGUGGUCUGGGAGAAGACGGUCCAGCCGGGCUGGCAGAUCAACAUGCGCAUGUGGCCAGCGGACAAGCACCCGCUCCCGGGUCCACAGCCGCCUGACCCGCGCACAGCGACGCCCGAGCAGAUUGCGCGCUGGCAUUAUUUGCAGCAACAACUGCGCGCGCGGAACGCAGGUGCACCUAUGCCAGGAGGCCAUCACCGCGUCCACGGUGGCGGACACGGUGGCGUCCCACCCAUGAGACCUCCCGGCUUCACUGGUGGGAUACCCUUUGGAGGGCGGCAGCCUCCACCACCGCCCGGCGGCCGAAUGUUUGGGCCGCCUGGCGGCGAACGGGGACCGCCGCCUGGGGUGGAUAUCGUUGAUGCCCGGCCGGAGAAGAAGAAGGGCGACAAAAAGAGGGCAAAGAAGACGCUGGGUUUCUUUUCUGGUGCAAAGCCUCCCAAAAAGAGCAGUUCAAAGAAGUGGGUUAAUGCUGACGAAUUCUGGCAAUAA
Diaporthe amygdali is the source of this 2259-nucleotide messenger RNA. Its product is annotated as kinetoplast-associated protein kap. Gene Ontology annotation, cellular component: nucleus. NCBI's taxonomy places the organism in Eukaryota, Fungi, Ascomycota, Sordariomycetes, Diaporthales, Diaporthaceae. The transcript is spliced from 3 exons. Gene Ontology annotation, biological process: poly(A)+ mRNA export from nucleus. The record is from RefSeq and is a predicted model, not a curated record. The coding region runs from base 1 to 2259 and encodes 752 amino acids.